Molecule: messenger RNA, 1729 nt
Organism: Aspergillus novofumigatus IBT 16806
Lineage: Eukaryota; Fungi; Ascomycota; Eurotiomycetes; Eurotiales; Aspergillaceae
Product: Zn(II)2Cys6 transcription factor domain-containing protein
Exons: 2
Coding region: 1-1338 (445 amino acids)
Biological process (GO): regulation of DNA-templated transcription
Molecular function (GO): zinc ion binding; DNA-binding transcription factor activity, RNA polymerase II-specific
Source: RefSeq, a predicted model, not a curated record
AUGGGGGCCACAUCCAUCCAUCCAUCCCAGAGGCGCUUUUCUUGUGAGCCCUGCAGGAAACAUAAGUCGAGAUGUACGCGAAUGCAAGAAAAUGCCGCUAAAUGUACUCGGUGUAUGGUGCUUGGUGCAGAGUGUACUAUUGGACAACAGGGGAAAGUUGGCAGGCCGAAGAGAGCGGCGGUUUCUGCCCUUGGUGCACCCAAAAAGCCAGGACUAAAGUCACGGCCAAGCAUCAAAACGUCUCCAAGUAAAAUAUUCGAGCCGCAGAGCCAGCUUAACUCUUAUGGAAAAUCCCAGGAGACUCCUUCGUUCCUAGAGGUCUAUGACCGGCCCGGAGUCAGCCGAAUAGUCUCUCCAGCAGCCAUGCCAAUACCAGCACCAUCUCGGGUGACAGCAGCAGAUGAUGCAUUCUUUCUCGCACCAACAAGGUCGACCGCUGGAAUGCCUUCGUUUUAUCAUGACUCGCUCACUGGGAAUGUUGGCCAUACCUUUGAUCGCGACUUUCUCUUGCCCGACUUCGAUUCGACCCUCGACUUCACAAACACAGGUGUUCACUUGCUCGAUCCGGCAGCUAUUAGCAUCAAUUGCGCUCCAGAUACUCUGACAAUACUGGGACGAGUCAAUGCGGCGGGCGAUAUUGAUAACUCAGACGCCAUAAGCAAACUUUCUAAGAUUAACAUCGACUUACACAUCCGCAUCACAGCCACUGAAAGGAACAAGGCGAUUCUAGACUUGAAUAGCAUCCUCUACCGAGAGAGCCCGUUAUUUAUUCACAAUUACACAUUGGCCGAGUUCAUGUUGAACACAUCGGAAGAGUUCUUGCAGAUACUGAAGCGGCUCUGCAGCUCACAAAAUCCAUUCCCACUGCCGUUGCAAUCCCCCAUUGGUAACCGACAUAAUCCGACUUCCACCUUUUCUUUGACCUACCCCUUCGCCGCCGCGCAACCAUUGCUAGCUCCUCUCUCCCUGACCAUCACAAGUAUCUUUAGCCAGCUCAUUUCUCUCUACGAGCUGUUGCUUGAGCACCUCACUGCCCGCAUAGCGCGACUCGCCAUUGACCCUAUCGCCACUAUCCCAGGCAUCACCUUUGGAGGGUUGCCCCUAGAAAACCCAUGCAUACAGGGUCUACUCUUCUGUAACCUUACUGUUCACCGACUGGAGGGGAUGGAACGUGCUCUAGGCAUCAGUGAGACGCCGGAGGGGAUCGAUGUGCUUUGGAGUGAGUUAGACGAGAGGAUUGGUAUCACGCCUUGUAGUGGAGCCAUGCGACCCGCUCGUGUGAAGAGACUUCUUGGAAAAGUGGCUAUUAUAUUUAAGAAGCUCUCUUUGAGUACAUAGGUGGCAAUAUCUGUUGGCAGCAUCAAAUUGCCCGCUGGCCCUGGCGAGAACUUCACAACUUUGGAUUCCUCAUCUAAGAUCCAUUUGUACCGGUGAUUUGGAACUUUGGUGGGCACUUAUCCACUGCUCAACUACAUGAUUGGUGAUGGUAUACUCUGCAGCUUAUGCCAUUUAUUUAACCUUAACCCACUCAACAAAAUUUCAUCCAGCCUUAGUAUUCCCAUCUUACUAUCAGGCACUGCGGACUUAGAGCAAGAGAGGUGUAUUGAGUCCAAGGCAGUCCAGCCAAUGUUCACUCUGGUCAACCCUAUGGAUGCAGGGUGAUGACUUUAACCUGGACAAACUCCACCAACCCCCAGCGAGCGCCAAACCAACCUUAACCACUAUCCCC